AUGUCCGACUCCGAGCUCGCCCCUGCCUUUGCGCCAUUCUUUGGCAUGGUGUGUAUAUGCCUCUUCGCCUCGAGUGUUGGAGCCGCGUUUGGCACAGCAAAGUCUGGUAUCGGUAUCGCUGGUGUCGGUACCUUUAGAUCCGACCUGAUCAUGAAGUCGCUCAUCCCCGUCGUCAUGUCUGGUAUCAUCGCCGUCUACGCCCUUGUUGUCGCCGUCUUGAUUGCCGGUGACAUGCGCCCUCCCCCAGGCACCCACUACAGCUUGUUCACUGGCUUCAUGCACCUGGCAUGCGGUCUUUCGGUCGGCCUGACUGGUCUUGCUGCUGGAUAUGCUAUCGGAAUUGUCGGCGAUAUGGGUGUCAGAUCAUACAUGCAGCAGUCACGAAUCUUUGUUGGCAUGGUCCUGAUUCUCAUUUUCGGCGAAGUCUUGGGUCUAUACGGGUAUCGUCCAGCCUUUCCUGCUUCUGCAAGACUCCAUCGCAAGCUUCAUGCACAGACCGACCGCCUGGUAACUUGGGGUUUGGAAUGGGCCGAGGAAACAAACGACAGCAUCGACGAGUCUAUCGAACGAGCUGGCCUGACCGAAAACGUGACCAAUAUCCUAGGAAAUAUCAAGGAUAUCCUUGAACAGGCCGACAGACUCUCGUCACAUACUCCUGCAUCCGACAAGGUCGUCUUUAACCAAGACAAAUACGAAGAUCUCCUACGCGAUCUGACUUCAUCCGUUGAUGUCCUCUACGACCUUUCGGCCUCUCGCAGGGCCAUCGCCAGAGGCACGUAUCCCAAGUUGAGCGACAAUCCGCCUGAUUUUGCCAAACAUGGUUUCUAUAACCUAAAGACUCCGUUCGAUGCCGCUAGUUUCGCUUCUUCGGAGAAGACUCUAGUCAACACGCAAUUUGCACGACCCGCUCUAUCGCCCUACGCCGGACUACCAGCAAGCAUUAGUCCACAGGCUUUGAUGCUACCAGCAGAAGGACCACCUCCCUACGAAUACUUAGGUGUUCCUUCACCAGCUAGAAUGAUGGGCCGGUUGAGUAAAUCGCUAGCCCCCGAGAGCGUUCGUAACGUAUUCAGAGACGUUACAGACGAGUACGUCUGGGUUAUGGUCGAGUUCGAGAAUUACGAUCCGCUGUAUCGCGAUACUGGUGUGUCGCCGCCACUUACAAGAGUAGAGAAGCUGGCUUCCUCUCUAAACAUGCUGUCCAACAGAGGCAACCUUAGGCUGCUUGGUUAUGUGGAAGAUCCUCACCAACCUCGCAUAGGACUGGUAUACGACUAUCGCAACGUGCAGCCACACCAAUCUGGAGAAAUUCGUCCAGUUACUCUCAUGGGUCUCAUGUUAACUGCAACACAAGCCAAGAGACCUGUCGACGUCUCGAAUGCUACACCAUUCCUGGAAGACAGAUUUCGCAUAGCAUUGCGUCUUGUCGAGAAACUGAGAGACUUGCACGCAGAGAACUAUUUCCAUGGUAACAUACACAGCGAAAGCAUCGUGUUUCUACAACAAGGCCAUUCUCCACAGCCACGAAAAAGUGAGCUACAUCGACCUGUCAUCUCAUCAUUCGACAUGUUUUCCAGGAACAGAAUCGAGUAUGGAGAUUCUUCACCAAUCUCCAACAUCACAAAGCAUCCAGAAGACACCGGAGGUGAGAUCGACGACGUUACGGCCAUUAGGUAUGACCUGUACCAGAUUGGUCUCGUCCUUCUGGAGAUCGGCCUCUGGAAUCCUGUCAACGACUAUUUUAAGGAAAAGUACACGUUGAAAGAUUUCAAGCUCAGGUUGGAGAAGCUCUACAUACCAAAGCUUGCAAGCAAAUGCGGCUCACUUUACAUGCGUGCAGUACAGACUUGCUUGCGGUGGGCUGAUAACGAUGACGUCGGGCAUGUCGGUGUAGAAGCCGUCUACGACAGCAUUCUCGUCAAGCUCCAGCGUUGUGUUUUGCUAGACGAGACAGAACCUUUGGAGAUUACUCAGAUCCCGGCCGAGUUCUUGCAGGCUCAAGGCAGCACGGGAGAUUUGCAACCCGCAAAAAAGCAGCGCCUCAUCAUCUCACCUGCACGUCUCGUUACAGAGUCUCUUGACCUCAAAGCUUCUGAGAAGGUCUCAGUGGCAUCAUACCCAUCUGCCAUCUCAAGUUCUGUUGGACCACAUUCACCUAUCCUUUCGAUGUUGGGUGCCAAGUCGAAUCGGUCCAAUUCGACAAGCGCAGAUUCGCUCAAGCACUCAGGGCCUGGUUCGGAUCCUUUCUCUUUCUCGUUCCGUGACUACCGUCGCAAAGUCGUUCUCAUACAGUCUCGAUGGCGUGCGAGGAAAGCCGAGAUGCGUGGUAAUGUUCAUGAGGAAGCCCAACCUCUACAGUCGCGAAUCGACCAGCGAGCAGCUGCCCCUACAAGCAAGUGUCGUCUGUUCCCUUGUUCACUGCCACAGACUAUUGUGGAUGAAUGGCAUUCAGACAUUGGCUUCCGUCUCUCUUGUAUCAUUGAGCGAGCAUUGAAAGGUUCCACCGAAUCCUCAAGCAUCGAUCUCGUUAGUGUUGGCCAUGACGCCUUUACCGCAAGGCCCACCAUCGUUGUGACUUGCACGAACACGGCAAGAGUUAAAGCCGCACUCAAACGCAAGUUCCACUAUGAUCGGACCAUGUUCGAUCUCAAGGUCCGACAAGGCUGUGUGAACCUGUCGAGAGGGAAGUCAAGGCUCUGCGGCAAAGGUGACACUGCGAAACGAAGUCACGCAAGAGGUGAUGAAAGCGAAAGUAACGUAACUCCAAUGAACCCUUUCUGGCAAGAACGUCCUCUUUGUGGUGCAUCCAUUGGUGCAUAUCUACCUGAUCACGGUCAUCUUGAGCCGGUAUCGUUCGGCGGUGUAAUCAAAGUGGACGACAGAGAAUAUGGCAUGAGCGUGCAUCACAUGCUCGAGCCUCCGACCGAUGAAGAAGACUCGGGCGACUCGGACCAGUACCAUGAUUACAUGAGUGACCUAUCGUCGGUCUCGAGCACAGAUUCUGACAACGACGGCUACGAAUCUUCAGACUUUGAAAGCGACGUCUCCGAAGACGAGGAUGCAGGCGACAGACCAGGCAUCACAGCGUUAUCCUCCAGAACCGUACAAGUGACCCAACCAGCCUUUGGCGACGCCGUGGCCGAAGACCUCCACGCCGACGACGCAACCACAGAAGAACUGGACGAAGACCAUCUCUCCUCCUACAAACUCGGCAAGGUCUACGCGUCCUCAGGCCUGCGUCGCUGGAACGAAGGAGGCAAACGAUACGAGAUUGACUGGGCGCUCUUGGAACUCGACCCCCCUCGUCUUCAACCCUACAACCUCAUCCAAGGAGGACGCCGCCAUUGCAAGUCUCCCGUGUCGUUCAUCCCUGACCUCAAGCCUCCUGUGUCUAGACGCAACAACCUCUACUCCGCAGACGAAGACUGGUACCCCACCUCCAUCAUCCCCUGCUCCCAACUCGCAAACCUCUCCGUACACUGUCUCGGCCGCACCUCUGGUCUCAAAACCGGUAUCAUCAGUGCCGCACAAUCGUUCGUCAAGAUCAAAGGACGAAGAAACUUUUCACUGAGCUGGACGGUAGUGGGUGACUUUGGCAUUGGCGGGGACUCGGGUGCGUGGAUCGUGAGUAAUGUUACUGGACAAGUCGCUGGACACGUUCUUGCCGAACGAACGGGGUUGACGUAUAUUUGCGCUAUGCAUUUGUUGUUUGAGGAUAUACAGCAGACGCUGAGUGCAUGUCGCAUCAGUCUUCCCGGCGCUGAUGCGGCGAUUGCUGGCGUGGACCCGAUGGAUGCAAGUGGAAAUAAAGCAGCAGUGAUGCUUACGACGAUGCCGACCAGGAAAGAAGUAGGAUCUGGAGGGGAUGAUAUCGUCGAUGGAAGGAAGAGAUUUUACCAGUCGUCUGCUUCCAGAGCGAGGGAGAAGAGUAAGGUUUCUGAUGCGGCUGAGGUGGCUGCUUCGAAGGUUAGGACGCUGGGUUGGUGGUCGCAGACUGUUUCGAAUUAA
Molecule: messenger RNA, 4008 nt
Organism: Aureobasidium namibiae CBS 147.97
Lineage: Eukaryota; Fungi; Ascomycota; Dothideomycetes; Dothideales; Saccotheciaceae
Exons: 6
Coding region: 1-4008 (1335 amino acids)
Biological process (GO): proton transmembrane transport
Cellular component (GO): proton-transporting V-type ATPase, V0 domain
Molecular function (GO): proton-transporting ATPase activity, rotational mechanism
Source: RefSeq, a predicted model, not a curated record